AUGGAAGACGGCUCUAACACACAAUUUCGUCUGGCUGCCAUCGAAAGCCUACUUCCCCCUAACAGCGACGGACCGGUCUUCCAUUUCCAUGAGAUGCACGAUGAGGGAUUCUACGUGACGAAGGGAAGAGUUCGCUUCCACAGCCCCGGUCGGCCGGACGUUGACGCCAAAGCUGGAGACCUGGUGGUAAUUCCAAUCAGACUGCCUCAUCGAUUCAGUAAUCCUUUUGAUGAGGAGGCUGUUUUCAUGAACACCAUCACGCCAGGAGCUUUCGUCCGCUAUUUUGCACACCUGGAAGAGCUCAUCGGGGAAGGGACGGUCUUGACUCCGGAAGUCAACAAGGCUGCCCUGCGACGGUUUGCGACAGUGCCCGUGAGCGAGGAUGAUAUCGCUGACAUGGAGAGUAAGCGUGUUGCCAUUCCCCCGACCGAGGGAGAGAAGUAUGUGGACCAGGUUGCAGCUGAUAAGGCUCUCAAGUGGGUAUCUCAGUUUAAAUAG
Molecule: messenger RNA, 498 nt
Organism: Penicillium odoratum
Lineage: Eukaryota; Fungi; Ascomycota; Eurotiomycetes; Eurotiales; Aspergillaceae
Product: RmlC-like cupin
Exons: 2
Coding region: 1-498 (165 amino acids)
Source: RefSeq, a predicted model, not a curated record